Messenger RNA from Triticum aestivum (bread wheat), 1172 nucleotides. RefSeq lists its product as uncharacterized. Lineage: Eukaryota; Viridiplantae; Streptophyta; Magnoliopsida; Poales; Poaceae. The transcript has 3 exons. The record is from RefSeq and is a predicted model, not a curated record. Bases 201 to 908 code for a protein of 235 amino acids.
CUCUAACUAAUUUGUAACCCAUCCGGUCGCCCCUUGACCUGCCAGGUUGCAUCAAAGAAGAAUCCUCGUCGACUUGGUGGCCGCCCCUCUUCUCCGGCAGGCGGCAGUGGCGGACUGUCGAUCAUCACGAGGACCCUUUCUUGUUGGUGGCAGGAGUAGAAACCAAUCAAUUGAAAUCAUUCUGAUAAAAAGGGAAUAUCAUGGCUACUAAGGAGUUAUCGAUGAAGCUCCUGGUUGAUACCAAGGCUCAGAAAGUCUGCUUUGCCGAAGCUGACAAUGAAGUCGUCGAGUUCCUGUCCAGCCUCCUAUGCCUACCGAUGAGCACCGUCAUCAACCUGCUAACCAAAGAGCGUAUGGUUGGCAGCAUUGGGAAUGUCCUUGAUAGCCUGGAGACGCUUGAUGCCAAGUAUAUAUACUCAGGCCAGGGCAAGGAGCCCUUCAUCAGCCCUGCAAUUUCCCCCGCUAUGCUCUCUCCUUUGCAACAGCUACUGGGGGAUGCACAAUUCAGUGCUAGUAGCAGCUUCUUCACCUGUAAUGGACUAAGAAUCGGCUACACAAACUCUAGCUGUGGGUAUUUUUCAGUUGCUAAAGGCAGCAAAUGCCCAAGUUGCUCCAGCGGAAUGAACAUUGCUAUGCCGCAUGUCAAAACCGAGGGGUUUGUGGUUGGGACGGCCACAUAUACAGUCAAGGAUGAUCUCUCAAUGAUCCCUGCGUCCAGCGUGGCAAGCGUUACCUUGCUCGCGCAGUGUGGUGUCAAGGACCUGAGCAUGCUGCAAGAAAAAAUGGUGAAAAUUGGCAAGGAAGAGGCGCUGGACAUACUCCAUGCUUCUCUGAAGUCCAAGACCGUCCUGACUGAUGUCUUCCUUCAGUCAAGAAAAGCUCGUUGCAAGAAGGAAACUGUUGCCUAGUUAUGCGGUUAUGCCCAAGUAAAUUCAGCAGAAAGAUGUCAUGCAGAAAUCACCAUAUGGCCCUGGUGGAUGAGUGAGUUGUGAGCUGCCGGUCUGUUUGCAUUGCCUGGCCAUUCUCUAGGUUAGUGGACCAAAGCUAGUAGGCUGCUUAAAUUAAAAUCUCUGUUGACAUCAUGUACCGUGAGAUGUGUGCCACUUUUGCCACCAGAUUUUUAGGAGAUUUUUUAGGAAGAUAUUUGUAUGAACUUUUUUUGGGGGAUUUGA